AUGGCCUCCAGCACUAUCAAACGUAAAGAAACAAAACCUGGAGACAUAGAUGAGCUGAGCCCCUUCAAGAGACUUCGUAUUUAUGCCCCCGAAAAAGAUAAAAAGGAAGCUGAACAGAGUAAAAAAUUCAACAGUCAGACUGAAAAAGCUUUUAGAAAACAAGGUCAACUUAAACUGUCCAUUUAUAUGAACUGUGGAAUGCUGACAAUUAAUGUGCUGCGUGCCCGAAAUCUCAGAUCGAAAUGGAAGUCUCAGUGUGAUUCUUUUGUCAAGAUUUCACUGGUCCCUGAUGAACAAAUGCGUACGAAAUGCAAGACAAAAGUAAUUUUGGAUUCAAACAAUCCAGCCUACGAUGAUAAGUUUUCCUUUGAGCUGCUUCAAGAAGACAUUAAUAAACGCCUUUUCAUUUCUGUGUGGCAUAAAGAUCAGACUAACUGUUUAAACGACCAUUUGGGAUGCAUGUCAUUUGGCAUUUUACACUUAAUAAAACCAAACAAGCGUGUGGAGGGUUGGUAUCAUCUCCUGAAUGAGAAGACUGGUCCCAAAAAACAUUUGUUAGUUGCAGGGAAGCAGACCCCUGUCCUGCAAAGAAGAGGAUUGCAUGGCAUUCCUUUGAUAAAUAAGGAUUUAUGGGGGAUGGAGUCAGUGAUUGUUUCAAUUGAGAGGGGAAAACGAGGUUAUGGUUUUUCAGUGAUUGAUGCUUGUCCCGUGCGUAUAAGCAGAGUUGAUGGAGCCUCUCCAGCUUCAUCCGCUGGCCUUAAAGUAGACGAUAGGAUUGUUCGGGUGAAUGGGAAAAACGUGUCUCGAUCUGGAUCAAUGAGUGUUGCUAAACUGUCUUUUUAUUAUCUAUCUACCUAUCCAUCUAUCUACCUAGGCCUUUUCAUUUCUCUCUCUAUCUAUCUAUCUAAGCUGUUAUCUAUCUUCAUCAUUCUUUCUAUCUAUUUAUGUAUCUAUCUCAUUUUGAUAUGUAUCUAUCUAGCUAUCUAUGUUCAUUUCUUUCUCUCUCUCUAUUCUUUUUGUUAUCUGUCUACCCACCUACCUAUCUAUCUAUCUAUAGCUGUUCAUUUCUUUCUCUUUUUCUCUUUCUAUUUAUCUCAGUCUUUUAAUUAUCUAUCUAUCUAUCUAUCUAUCUCAUCAUCACUCUAUCAAUUUAUGUAUGUAUCUCACUCAUUUUGUUAUCUAUCUAUCUAUGUUCAUUUCUUUCUCUUUCUAUCUAUGUAUCUAUCUCAUCUCAGUCUUUUAUCUAUCUAUCUAUCUAUCUAUCUAUCUAUCUAUCUAUCUAUCUAUCUAUCUAUCUAUCUUUUAGUCAUUACUCUAUCUAUCUAUUUAUGUAUCUCUCAUUCUUUUUGUUAUCUAUCUAUCUAUCUAUCUAUCUAUCUAUCUAUCUAUCUAUCUAUCUAA
Molecule: messenger RNA, 1401 nt
Organism: Acanthosepion pharaonis
Lineage: Eukaryota; Metazoa; Mollusca; Cephalopoda; Sepiida; Sepiidae
Source: the annotation of a GenBank genome assembly